CAUCUAGGACAGAGACCACACGGAUGAGGGAAGCUCCUGUUUGUCUUUCUCUUUCACUCCCUCUCCCCCACCUCCUCCCUCCCAUUUCUAAUCCAAAUUUCUCUAGCAUGAGUUUGAGGUGCGGUUUGUAUAUUCUUUUGUGCAAGAAAUCUGAGCAAGGGCAAGAGGUACUGAACUCGAAAAGGCAAUCUCAUGACUGGUAGCUUGUGGAAAUCCCAAAGAUGGCCAAAGACGAUUCCACUGUUCGUUGCUUCCAGGGCCUGUUGAUUUUUGGACAUGUGAUUGUUGGUAUGUGUGGCAUCGCCCUGACAGCAGAGUGUAUCUUCUUUGUAUCUGACCAACACAGUCUUUACCCACUUCUUGAAGCCACCAACAAUGAUGAUAUCUUUGGGGCAGCUUGGAUAGGCAUGUUCGUGGGCAUCUGCCUCUUCUGCUUGUCCGUUCUAGCCAUAGUAGGAAUUAUGAAGUCCAACAGGAAAAUCCUCUUGGCGUACUUCAUCAUGAUGUUCAUAGUUUACGGCUUUGAAGUGGCAUCUUGUAUCACAGCAGCGACGCAACGAGACUUUUUCACAACCAACCUCUUCCUGAAGCAGAUGCUGGAGAGGUAUCAAAAUAACAGCCCCCCAACCAAUGAUGACCAAUGGAAGAACAACGGUGUCACCAAGACCUGGGACAGGCUCAUGCUCCAGGACCACUGCUGUGGCGUAAAUGGGCCGUCCGACUGGCAGAAAUAUACCUCCGCCUUCCGGGUGGAGAAUAACGAUGCUGAUUACCCCUGGCCUAGGCAGUGCUGCGUCAUGAACAAACUUAAAGAGCCUCUCAACCUAGAUGCCUGCAAACUCGGAGUGCCUGGUUACUACCACAGUCAGGGCUGCUAUGAACUGAUCUCUGGACCAAUGGAUCGGCAUGCCUGGGGAGUUGCCUGGUUUGGAUUUGCCAUCCUUUGCUGGACUUUUUGGGUUCUCCUGGGAACCAUGUUCUACUGGAGCAGAAUUGAAUAUUAAGCACACAGUGUCUCCGCCAUACCUCCCUCCCCUGGUGACUUUGAAUUUGGUGCUGGAACCUGCUGUUUCAUCACUCGCCCUCUGUGUGCUCCGCCACGACAUAUGCUUGUCUCUCUCAAAUGCCAGUUCGGGUGGAAUGGGCUUCCUUCAGGCUCUCAAGAUGCUGCAGUUCUUAGCAGAAGAUUCCACAACAUAUUUAAUAAGACAGUGUGUUAUAUAUGCACUCUGUGCACUUCUAUGCACUAUGUCUAGUGUAGUACUUACAUGUACAUUAUAAGACAGAAAAUUUGGAGUGGAGGUGACUCUCAUCCCUGUUUAUGUUUAAUGUGGGAGCACAAUGAUAUUCAAAGGAACCUGCCUCACCAUUGUAAGCUCUAUCUGUAUUGAGUAGCAAAUUCAAGAAACAGAACACCUGGCUCUCUAUUUUCUUUAACCUUGCAAGACUUUUGUUUGUCACUGUGUAGGCUGGAGGAGGGGAGGUGCACAAUGAAAAAGAGGGAAACUGCAAAGCUGUGCCUUCUGCCUCUGGUUCUGCUGGCUUCUAUCUGUACCAAUAGUGAUCCUGACAUCUUUGGAUGCUUUUAUUCUCCAGGACAACCCUCGAUUUUCAUUUAACAAAGUGUUCAGCUUCCUCGCAUGCCCUGUGAAGUGACAUGCAGUUAGCAACCCCACUCUCUGUUCAUUGAGAAUAUGUAAACUGGGGGCAUCGACCGUGCCCAUUUUACACCAGCUCAGUCUUUGCACUCAAAGGUUUCAACCUGAAACACUUCCAAGCCAGCUCUUCGAACAGGUGAUUUAUGGGGACUUUUGUUUGCUGUCAAAAUAGUUUGCUCACAUUAACGAUCCCGAAGAAAGUCCUGACAAGUCACCAUUUGUUUGCUUAUCCAUAAAUAAAGAAGCCCAUAAAAUACG
Molecule: messenger RNA, 1916 nt
Organism: Arvicanthis niloticus (Nile rat)
Lineage: Eukaryota; Metazoa; Chordata; Mammalia; Rodentia; Muridae
Source: RefSeq, a predicted model, not a curated record